Bipolaris oryzae ATCC 44560 is the source of this 231-nucleotide messenger RNA. RefSeq lists its product as uncharacterized. The transcript is spliced from 3 exons. The coding region runs from base 1 to 231 and encodes 76 amino acids. NCBI's taxonomy places the organism in Eukaryota, Fungi, Ascomycota, Dothideomycetes, Pleosporales, Pleosporaceae. The record is from RefSeq and is a predicted model, not a curated record.
AUGAGUUAUCCUCAGCAACAACAGAUGAACUAUGGCCCUCCCCAGCCUGGAUACGGUCCUCCUCCUCAGCAACCCAUGUACUACCAACAAGCGCCACCACCACCUCCACCAGAGGAAAAGAAGGAUAGGGGUUGUCUGACUGCUUGUUUGGCCACACUCUGCUGCUGCUGGCUCUGUGGUGAAACCUGCGAAUGCUGUCUCGACUGCCUCGACUGCUGCGACUGCUGCUAG